Messenger RNA from Myotis davidii, 2224 nucleotides. It is a transcript of the gene ESPN, whose product is annotated as espin. NCBI's taxonomy places the organism in Eukaryota, Metazoa, Chordata, Mammalia, Chiroptera, Vespertilionidae. Gene Ontology annotation, biological process: actin filament bundle assembly. Gene Ontology annotation, molecular function: actin filament binding. The transcript has 13 exons. The record is from RefSeq and is a predicted model, not a curated record. Gene Ontology annotation, cellular component: cytoplasm.
AUGUACCAAUCUGGAGAGCCCUUCCCAUGUGACACGGGUGGGGACGCGCAAAGGUUGGAUGCAGAAGGUGCCCCUGACCCCGAUGCCAACCUGGUGCAGCCCCAACAGCCCACCUCCCUGGCCCAGCAACUCUUGCUCCCUCACCCACAUGUCCCUGAGCACCUGGGUGCCGGCACGGGUCUUGGCCAGACCCUUGAGCGCCUGCGGGGACAAGACAAAGACAAUUCUGGUGCCACAGUCCUGCACCUGGCUGCCCGCUUCGGCCACCCCGAGGUGGUGGACUGGCUGCUGCGUCACGGCGGUGGGGACCCCACCGCAGCCACAGACACGGGCGCCCUGCCCAUCCACUACGCCGCCGCCAAAGGAGACUUCCCCUCCCUGAGGCUUCUCAUCGGGCACCACCCUGAGGGAGUGAAUGCCCAAACCAAGAACGGUGCCACGCCCCUGUACCUGGCGUGCCAGGAGGGCCACCUGGAGGUGACGCACCACUGCACCCGCUACCUGCGCACCGUGGAGAACCUGGUACGCCUGGCCGGGGGUUUGUUCACCCUUUUAGCACCGAGGAAGCUGGAGUGCAAGCACGCGGGAUACACGCCCGCCGACCUCUCAGACUACAAUGGCCACAGCCACUGCACCCGCUACCUGCGCACCGUGGAGAACCUGAGCUUGGAGCACCGCGUGCUGUCGCGGGACCCGUCCGCCGAGCUCGAGACCAAGCAGCCCGACUCGGGCAUGUCCUCGCCCAACACCACCGUGUCCGUCCAGCCACUGAACUUCGACCUCAGCUCGCCCACCAGCACCCUCUCCAACUACGACUCCUGCUCAUCCAGCCAGUCCAGUAUCAAGGGCCGGCGCCUCCCGCACGGGCUUCCGAGAGCCAGAGCCGCAGAGAUACAGAGCUACGUGGACAUGCUGAGCCCGGAGCUGAGCCUGGCCCAGGGCAAGAUGGAGAAAACCACACCGCCGCCGGCACCCAGCUUCCCGCCACCACCCCCGCCCCCAGACUCCCAGCUGCCCCCUCUCCCACUGGGCUACCCGGCCCCCAAGCCCCCCGCAGGGCUGCAGGCAGCUGACAUCUACAUGCAGACCAAGAGCAAGCUCCGCCAUGUGGAGACCACGGGCUUCCGGAAGGAGGUAGUGAGCCUUCGCCCACCGCCUGCCUCUCAGCGUCCGGGCUGGUGGGGGUCAUGGAGGCCAAGGACUGCCGGGCUCCUGGGCACCCGACAGGAGUCCCUGGGCCAGUGGCCUGUUCAAGAGUCCAUAUUCCUGGCAGCCCCGCGGGGGCUCAGGGCUGGGCACUGGGGAGAGGGAGAUGGGGCUGGGGCCCCGGCAAAGCUGGCCACUGAGCAGAACACCCUUGUGGACCCAGGGCAGCCCCAGCCAGGGUCCGAUGGGCUUCAAAGCUCUCCUCCCCUCACCCCUCCUCUGCACAUCUCCCUUCCCAGCUCCUGCCCACCCCUCUCCCCCUCUCGCUGUCCCUGCUCUCCCAGCCUCACCCCAGCCCCUCCCUCUUCUAACUCCACUGUCACUUCUCUCCUCUCGGCUCUAGAAGUGAGAGUCCUGAGGCACAGGAAGAGCACCAAGUCUUUCAACAUGAUGACCCCGACCGGUGACAACGCGGAGCUGCUGGCUGAGAUCAAGGCUGGCAAGAGCCUGAAGCCCACGCCUCAGAGCAAGGGUCUGACCACCGUGUUCUCCGGCAGCGGGCAGCUGGCUUCCCAGGUAGGUCCGUGGUCCGAAGGGGCCCCGCACCCGGCUCCCCGCGCCCCUGCCCGUGCUCAGCCCCGCCACUUCUCUCCAUAGCCUGACGCGCAGCUGCCGCCAGUGCCGCCCGCCACCCCCGCGCCAGGGGUGCAGCUGGACGUGGAAGCGCUCAUCCCCACGCACGAUGAGCAGGGCCGGCCCAUCCCCGAGUGGAAGCGCCAGGUGAUGGUCCGCAAGAUGCAGCUGAAGAUGCAAGAGGAGGAGGAGCAGAGGCGGAAGGAGGAGGAAGAGGAGGCCCGGCUGGCCAGCAUGCCUGCCUGGAGGCGGGACCUUCUUCGGAAGAAGCUAGAAGAGGAGAGGGAGCAGAAGCGAAAAGAGGAGGAGCGACAGAAGCAGGAGGAGCUGCAGCGGGAAAGGGAGCAGUCGGAGAAGCUGCGGACGCUGGGCUACGACGAGACCAAGCUGGCGCCCUGGCAACGACAGAUCAUCCUGAAGAAGGGGGACAUCGCUAAGUACUAGA